UCACUCUCUUGUGUCCUCACUUCAGCCCACUGUCUGCAUGUGACCUCCAUACAACAAGCAAGUUUAAAAUUAUUUUCAGACUAAAUUAAUUUUAUAUUAUUUUGUGUUUUACAACCAACAGCAACUUAACUGAACAGACCAUAUACAUUACUUUAAGGGAAGAACAAAAAAUUCAAACUGUUUUAAUUUGGAACAUUAUGUAUUAAUAAAAUAUGAAAUUUUAUAAUUUGAAUGAGAACUUUCUACAUAACUGACAGACAGGUGAUAGGUGCCAGUACCACAUUACAAGUUCAGUGGCUCAAUAUGGACGUGACAAUAUGAGUUGACGACAAUUAUCCUAUGUGGCAACAUUACGCAUAAUUGGUUAAGAGGAACGCUCUAUUAAAUGCUAAUGAAGCUAACAACUACUUGAAAGUCUGCCUACAAUCUACAAGGCAGUGUCAGAGUGACAGAUGUGCUGUAAGGAGUGUUGUGUAUCCGUGGGUCAGUAAUCUUAGCAAUAUAUUUUCACACCUUUGCAUCAUUUUUUUCAUUUAUAUUUUUUUAAUCAAGCCAUUAAAUUUAGUUUUUUCCUAAAAAAGUCCAAAUUAUUGAAAACAUCUAUUUGAGAUAGUCAAAAUGAUCUUACCUCAACUCCAACGAUGCUGCUGUUACUUUUCUUUGGCAACGGGCACUUGGAUUAUUGGGUGGUGGAAUCUGGUUCACUGUAUAUUGGUUAUGUUCACAAACUGUAUGAUUUUAAGCAAGCUACACUUUGAAGAUGGAGGCGAUUUAAUCCAUGCAGAACAUAUGCUUAAAAUGACAAUAAUUGUUAAAUUGUUCCAAUCGUUAUUUACCCUUCUGCUUCUUGUUGGAUCUUAUAAGGGACACAGGAUGCUCAUUUUCUGCUGGAUUAUAGCUAAUUCCACGUUCACACUGAUCAGUAUAGUACUUUACUUCAUGAUGAUAACUUCUGUUCUAUUCAAAGAGGAGAUCAUUUUUUCAAUGCUGUCAGUUUUUGACAUAUACUGCAUAGUAGUAGUAAUUUGCUACUAUAGAGAAGUUCAUACCACUUGCUAGAUGCCCAAAAAAAUGUAUUAUUUGAUAAUAAAUAUAUAUUUUUUAACUAAA
Messenger RNA from Homalodisca vitripennis (glassy-winged sharpshooter), 1110 nucleotides. RefSeq lists its product as uncharacterized. The record is from RefSeq and is a predicted model, not a curated record. Lineage: Eukaryota; Metazoa; Arthropoda; Insecta; Hemiptera; Cicadellidae. The coding region runs from base 619 to 1059 and encodes 146 amino acids. The transcript is spliced from 5 exons.